AUGGACGGUGCAUCAGUGUUUCUAAUAGUGUUCAUUGGAACAAUCAUAUUAUCAUUAAUAUUAGUGGCAAUAUGCCCUGCGGAGUGUUGCGAUGGUUGCGAUGGUACUACAAGUGAUCAGAAUUAUGGGCAUACCCGUAAUUAUCAUUAUCAUAACCACAACAGAAGUCAUGGUCAUGGCCAUCAUUUUGGUGAUACAGAUUAUGAUGGGGGAGAGGGUGGAUAUGAUGGAGGUGGUGGCAGUGCAUGUGAUAGUGGAGGAGGUGGGGGUGGAUAUGAUAGUGGUGGUGGUGGAUAUGAUAGUGGCGGUGGAGGAGGUGACAGUGGAGGUGGAGGGUGUGACAGUGGAGGAGGCGGAUGUGAUAGUGGUGGUGGAUGUGAUAGUGGUGGUGGAUGUGAUAGUGGUGGUGGAUGUGACUAG
Planococcus citri (citrus mealybug) is the source of this 420-nucleotide messenger RNA. RefSeq lists its product as uncharacterized. The transcript has a single exon. Lineage: Eukaryota; Metazoa; Arthropoda; Insecta; Hemiptera; Pseudococcidae. The coding region runs from base 1 to 420 and encodes 139 amino acids. The record is from RefSeq and is a predicted model, not a curated record.